This is a messenger RNA of Stegodyphus dumicola, 1077 nucleotides long. RefSeq lists its product as uncharacterized. Lineage: Eukaryota; Metazoa; Arthropoda; Arachnida; Araneae; Eresidae. The record is from RefSeq and is a predicted model, not a curated record.
AAAAUAUUUUAUCGACGAAACAAUCGAAGUUGUCAGAGUUGGAAUAAAGUGAACAAAGAAGUUCGUUCAUAUAAAAGCAUGUAACCGCAGAUGAAACUUAAAAUAUUUCGGAAAAAAAAUAGAACUGAUUCUCCCAGAAUGAUUUCAAAGGUCUAUCACUUUCUUUUUCUUGGAUUACUGUUCAGGAGUUCUUCAGGUUUCUACUUUGGAAUGCCAGCUGACAAUCGAAAUGACAAACAAAUCAUUUAUCAAACACCAGGAAAUACUAACCGAUUUGGGCGGCAAAUGCCUCCUCAUCACGAACCUGAUGCUGUUAUCAUAAGCGUAGGAAGCAAUCAACCCGGAAUUCCAGGAGGAUAUCCUAGCUUUGACAUUCCAAAUGGUCCUGAUGUGUACGGAAGACCUCAAGGCCCACCUGUAUUUGGAAUGCCUGGAGGCCCUAAUGUAUUUGGAGGACCCAGAGGACCAGGUAUAUUUGGUAUCCCGGGUGGACGUGGUGGUCCUGGGGUAUUUAGAAUACCAAAUGGGCAAAAUGGACCUGGUGUGUUUGGUAUACCAAAUGGACAAGGUAUACCUGGAGUUUUUGGCAGUCCUGGUGGGCAUGGCCAACCUGGAAACCCAAACAUGUUUGGCGCGCCUGGAGCACAGGGAUUUGGAUGGGGAUUUGCUGGAGGAAUACUGCCAAUGCCUAAUAGUGGAGAAACAUUUCUGACACCAAGCGGAGUUCCUAGAUCUUUCGAUGGUUUCGUACCAGGAGGAUUACUUCCUACUAGUGCUGGAGGAAUGGUGCCAGGGGAAUCAGCUUUCAUACCUUUUCAGCCAGGAAAUGCAGGAAUUCCUGGUGGAAUCAUCCCUAGACCAGAAAUCUAUGGGGGACCUGGAGGUCGAGAAAUACGUGAUGAUCCAAUAGCAGAUCCAUUUCCCUUAAUUGAUAAAUCAUCAAGGUAAAAAGUGCUGGUGCUAUUUAACAGGUUUGUAAAGAUAUUUUAAGUGCCACAGUUGACCACAAAGUGAGAAGAAAAUGCAAUGAACAAAUUCAUUUGUUACAUUUUUAAAUAAAAUUUUGUACGAAAAAAA